Messenger RNA from Fusarium coffeatum, 1122 nucleotides. RefSeq lists its product as uncharacterized. The transcript is spliced from 2 exons. The coding region runs from base 1 to 1122 and encodes 373 amino acids. NCBI's taxonomy places the organism in Eukaryota, Fungi, Ascomycota, Sordariomycetes, Hypocreales, Nectriaceae. The record is from RefSeq and is a predicted model, not a curated record.
AUGGCGCCCUCAAAAGAAGUUGUCGCUACCGGCUCUAAGGCUGUCGCCACGAUUGACCCUGAUCAGACCCUCAAAGCUUCAAAGGCUCUUCUGUCACACAUCAAGAAGGCUUCCAAGCAAAAGGUGGAAGAGACUGGCAAGCACAACCUCCUCGACGACGAUGAGAACGCCAGCACCCCCGUUUGGCUCAACUUGACCACCAAGCGCCACAUCGUCGACAAGGCCCGUCUGCAGCCCGGCAAGAUCGCCCUUCCUCACUCGCUCAACACCGACGAGUCCACAACCAUCUGCCUUAUCGUCGCCGAGCCUCAGCGCGCCUACAAGAACAUUGUUGCCUCUGACGAGUUCCCUGAAGACCUCCGAAAGCGCAUUGUCCGUGUCGUUGACUACGGCAAGCUCAAGGCCAAGUACAGCCAGUACGAGGCCCAGAGGAAACUCUUCAACGAAGCCGAUAUCUUCCUUGGUGAUGAGCGCAUCAUCAACCGACUACCCAAGGCUCUCGGCAAGACCUUUUACAAGACAACCCAGAAGCGACCGGUUCCCGUCAACUUCCAGGCCAAGGUCACCAAGGUCGACGGAAAGCGACAGAAGCGCGUUAAGAAUGAGGACGAAGUCAACGCUGGUACACCCGCCGAGAUUGCCAAGGAGGUCAAGAAGGCUCUCAACUCUGCCUUUGUCAGCCUUACUCCUUCAACAAACACUUCCAUCAAGGUCGGAUACUCUGGUUGGACAGCCGAACAGAUCGCCGAGAAUGUCGACGCUGUUGUUACUGGUAUGAUCGCAAAGUGGAUUCCUCAGAAGUGGAACAACAUGAAGAGCAUCUACAUCAAGGGUCCCGAGACUGCUGCUCUCCCAAUCUGGUUGACCGAUGAGCUCUGGGUCGAUGAGAAGGACGUUAUUGCCGAGGACGAGGCGACCAAGGCUGAGAAGGCCAACAUCGGCAAGAAGCGCAAGUCGCUCGACAACGCUUCUGAGGCCGAGGCUCCUGCUCCUACCAAGAAGGCCAAGAAGCAGAAGGCGGCCCUCGAGGCCGACGACGAUAAGCUUGACAAGCAAAUCUCUGAUCGCAAGACUCGAUUGAGAAAGCAAAAGGCAUCGGCCAAGAAGGCUAUUGAGAACUAA